GUCAGUCCUGUCACUUUGCUGUGUUGCUGUUUCACUCGGAACUGUCAGUGGGCACCGGCUUACUCAGAGCAUCAAAUACUCCGGAAAAGAGAGAUGGGAGACGGAAAGGGUUCGACGCUGGUGCACCUUCUGGUCGUCGUUCUCAGCUUGGUCGCUUUUGGGUUCGCCAUUGCCGCCGAGAGACGAAGAAGUGUGGGUGAAAUACACAAGGAUGAACAAACAAAUCAAACGUACUGUGUUUACAACUCAGAUGUUGCUACUGGUUAUGGAGUGGGUGGCUUCUUGUUUCUUCUCUCAGGGGAAUCCCUGCUUAUGGGUGUCACAAAGUGCAUGUGUUUUGGAAGACCGUUGGCCCCCGGUGGAAAUCGAGCCUGGAGCAUUAUAUAUUUUGUCUCUUCAUUGGUAACUUUUCUGAUUGCAGAAUCAUGCUUGAUUGCUGGGGCUACAAAAAACGCAUAUCACACCAAAUAUCGGGGAAUGAUUUAUGCUCAGAACUUCUCCUGUGACACAUUGCGGAAAGGUGUCUUUAUUGCUGGAGCAGUGUUUGUGGUUGCAACAAUGGUCCUCAACGUCUAUUACUAUGUGUACUUCACCAAGGCAACAGCCACUCAGGCAGCUCACAAAGCAAAGCGUACAAGCUCAAACAUCGGGAUGGCUGGGUAUGCAUAGAUACAAAAGUACUACAAGCUAGAUAGCUUCUUAAGCCAAGUUUUGCGACUUGAUUUAUGAAUUGGUUUAUCACAUGUAAUAUGAGUAUGGGAGGCCACUAUGAUUGCAGACUUUUUAAGUAUGUGAUUACAUUUACUACGUAAUUAGAUUACAUAAUUAUCUCGUGGUUUAUUACUUUAUAUAGAAGUGCCCAUCUCCAUAUU
This is a messenger RNA of Argentina anserina (silverweed cinquefoil), 872 nucleotides long. RefSeq lists its product as uncharacterized. The transcript has 3 exons. The record is from RefSeq and is a predicted model, not a curated record. NCBI's taxonomy places the organism in Eukaryota, Viridiplantae, Streptophyta, Magnoliopsida, Rosales, Rosaceae. The coding region runs from base 94 to 669 and encodes 191 amino acids.